GCUAGCUGAUGUUUGAAUUUUGACAUUUGAGCAGAAUUAUUGAAUUUGACUGUAGGAUAAGAUUGUUUUAUAUAUGAAUGAAAGUAUUUUUCUAAGUAUUGUCUAUAUUUUAACAAAUCUACACAACAAGGCACUUGUUUUUGAUUUUUUGGGUUUGACAUUGCUUUAUAACUGCAGCAGCUGUAUUUGAGUAACUGUCAGGAACUCGAGUGUUGAAAAGUGCUAUAGUAUUGAGUGAGUGCUAGUAGGUGGCGCAAUACACCAAAACACCAAAAACAUUAUAGCGACACAUUGUACAAUUCAGCCUUGAAAUUAGGGCAGAUUUUACAUAAACAUUUAAUUGCGAUUAUUUUGACGAUAUGAAAGGGGAACAAUAACUUUGACAUAAUUAAUCUGAGGAGCCUGUAUUGGCACGUGCAACUUCUGAUUUCACAUCUAUGCAACUAAAAAAGCACCACAGGGGUCAACUUAAGGUCAAAUUUAACUGACCUAAUUUCAGUAUGACUCUGUAACAGAUUGAGUUUAUGACUAUCAUUUAGUUAGUACAUCAAUAAAUGACAUAGAGCAAGGACAGAUGUUCAGAUAUUGAGCAGGAAUGAAAGAGGCUUCAUCAACAUCAUUUUAAGUAACAUGGCCUCCAGUUCCAGUUCUCUGGGCAGACGACUCGUGGCCUGUCUCCUCAACAUUUCCGAGGCUCGCAGGAAAGACGUGGUGGAGACUGUGGCCAAAGCAGCUUUGUACAACACUGAAGGUGUUCAACGAGAGGCGACCACAGUGCUGAACAUCUUCAAUGAUCAUGACUACAAUCGCUCUGUUAUCACCAUUGUGUCCAGCAUAGAUUCCAUCAGCGAGGCGGUCCUGUCUGCAUGCGAGAAAGCCUGCGGGCUGAUCGACAUGUGCGCUCACAAGGGGGUUCACCCGUGCAUGGGUGCCGUCGACCUCAUACCCAUCUAUCCACUGGGGGAGGAGGUGCGAGUGCAGGACUGUGCUGAACAGGCACAAGCUGUGGCUCGGGGACUCACAACGAGGGUCCAGGGCACCACGGUCUUCCUGUUUGGCUGGGCGGACUCCCCUCUUCGCCGGGGGCUGGCGCAGAGGAGGAAGGAGAUGGGCUGGUUCAAGAAGAUGCCGGACCUGCGGAUCCAGCCCGACAUCGGGCCACAGCCACAGAAGAGGUUUGGUGUCACAGGUGUUGGAGCCGGUGCGUACGUCAUGAACUGCAACGUCACUAUCGACACCCAGGACGUCGUCGUGGGACGCAGGAUCGCCGCGGCCAUCAGAGAGUCCACCCCCGGGGGCCUCCCUGGGGUGCAGGCCAUGGCUUUCCCACAUGAGGGCGACGUGGAAAUUGCCUGUAACGUGGAAAGCGUGAAAGGCGGCCCGUCAGGUCAUGUGACUGCAGACGAACCCUGGCCGUCUUUCAGUAUCGAAGGACGGCAGUACUGCCACGCUCCAGCUUCCCUCAUCACGCGGAGGGUCGCAGAGCUGGCACGCAAGCAGGGGGUUGGUAUUAAAGGUACGGCCUUGGUGGGGUUUACUCCCCAAGAGUGCAGGGGCUUAGCGGAGUUAGCGCUGUCUGAAGGUGUUGCAGAGUUUUGGAAAGAGCAGCGCAGGAUCCGUAUGUGAACACGUCCUGUGAAACUUCAAAUAAAAGAAUAUAGUCUUGA
This is a messenger RNA of Solea solea (common sole), 1667 nucleotides long. RefSeq names its product formiminotransferase cyclodeaminase N-terminal like 1 (gene ftcdnl1). Bases 631 to 1626 code for a protein of 331 amino acids. The transcript is spliced from 6 exons. The record is from RefSeq and is a predicted model, not a curated record. NCBI's taxonomy places the organism in Eukaryota, Metazoa, Chordata, Actinopteri, Pleuronectiformes, Soleidae. Gene Ontology annotation, molecular function: folic acid binding; transferase activity.